Molecule: messenger RNA, 1012 nt
Organism: Dioscorea cayenensis subsp. rotundata (Guinea yam)
Lineage: Eukaryota; Viridiplantae; Streptophyta; Magnoliopsida; Dioscoreales; Dioscoreaceae
Source: RefSeq, a predicted model, not a curated record
CCUACUCCCGCGAUGUAACAGACCCAAGCUCAAUUUGAGGUUUCUCUCCGCGCCCCCGCCCCCAAAUUCUUCAUCCAAAUUGGUGAGGAUUAGGGUUUUUCUAGGGUUUUUAGAAUUCUUCUAAAAGAGCAAGCAUGGGCAGGAAGAAGAAAUCUCGAGCAGAUCUCAAGGAUGCCACGAAGGUCCCUCGAACAGGAGAGCUCCGAUUUUUACGAUAAGGAACGCCUUGAUGAUCUUCUUGCAAAAAUCAAGAGGAGCAUAGAAUUGGCUAAAGAACUGAAAGGACCUUUACCGGAGAAAAUAUGGAUGAAGCAACAAUUUGCAAUUGGCGUAAAUGAUGUAACACGCGUGCUGGAGAGAAUGCCUCAUGAUUUGUUGCCAGUUCAAUCUACAUCCAACUCAGUUAAUGGCCCUCUCAGGAGAGCUCCUUUAGUGCCGCUUCAGGCUGUUAUUGUAGCUUUAGACUGCAACCCCCGAUGGUUAGUAAAGCAUAUACCAAGCUUAUCAUCAUCCAGGCAGGUUCCAGUAAUAUCAAUCAAGGACAGCAAAAGGGGUUCCCUGAGAUUAGGCGAACUGGUAAAUCUGAAAACAGCAAUGGUAAUCGGAGUAAAGACCAAAGGAAGCAAAAUCAACGAAGCCAUUGAUGCAAUUCUGAGCGGUGGUGAUACAUUAUUGGAGGAUAUUAGCAAAACACCUUGAAAAAGACCUGUACUCGAGCUGCAGGUUACAAAAAAUUUUCUUUGUCACAAAGCUCUGAGGAAGCAAAGCUUGUGUAAACAAGAGUAUUUAGGCAACAUGAACCAACUGUUACGGAAUAAUAGAGGUGGCAAACAACAUGUUUUGAGUUAGUCUUGUAGCUUCAGCACCUCCUACUCCACCAAGUAUCAGUUAUUUUUAAGCUGUAUAUUCGCAUGUUUCCUAAGCAUUGGUGUAUUUUUUUUAAGAGAAUGCUGAGUUGGAAUGUUUAAGAAAAUUUUGGUUGGAAUUUAUGUAGUACAUAUAUAUGUGAGAA